AUGUCGCACCUCUUUCCGCGGCCUGAGGUGCUCAAGGGGUCCAUCUAUACCCCAAUGGAAGGUAAAAUAUCCAAGCCGACACCACACCAGGCCCGACCUGAGCUCUUCAGCGUGUAUUCCGUCGUCGAAGAUGCAAAGGAUAAAGCACAGAAGCUCAGCGCAGAAGCUACAAAAGAAUUUGAAAAGGCUAGCUCUGCUGCCCAGUCCAAGGCUGGUAAGAUUGAGCUCUACUCCGGCAAGUAUUACGCUGCUUGUACUUUUGGCGGUCUCAUGGCAUGCGGCCUCACUCAUACUGCCGUCACGCCCCUCGAUCUCGUCAAGACCCGUCGACAAGUCGAUUCCAAGCUCUACACGAGCAACUUCCAGGCAUGGGGCAAGAUUUACCGCGCUGAAGGAUUUCGCGGAAUUAUGACCGGUUGGAGCCCAACGUUCUUUGGAUACAGUGUCCAGGGAGCUUUCAAGUAUGGUUGGUAUGAAUACUUCAAAAAGACGUACAGCGACAUGGCCGGACCAGACGCCGCAUACAAGUACAAGACUGGUCUCUACCUGGCUGCCUCUGCCUCUGCUGAAUUCCUUGCUGACAUUGCUCUCUGCCCCUUUGAAGCAAUCAAGGUGAGAAUGCAAGGCACGAUUCCCAAUCCUUAUUCUGGCACGUUCCACGGCAUCAGCACCAUUACCGGCAAAGAGGGUUGGGGUGGCCUUUACAAGGGACUGUAUCCGUUGUGGGGACGUCAGAUUCCAUAUACAAUGAUGAAGUUUGCGUCCUUUGAGACCAUCGUCGAAAUGAUUUACGACCGCCUUCCCGGACAAAAGAGCGACUACAGCAAGGCUGCCCAAACCGGUGUUUCCUUCACAGGUGGUUAUCUCGCUGGUAUUCUCUGCGCCGUUGUCUCCCACCCCGCCGAUGUCAUGGUGAGCAAGCUCAAUGCCUAUCGACAGCCCGGCGAAGCAUUUGGAACUGUCAUGGGCCGCAUCUACAAGGAAAUUGGGUUUGGUGGACUUUGGAACGGUCUCCCCGUGCGUAUCGUGAUGAUUGGUACAUUGACCGGUCUGCAGUGGAUGAUUUAUGAUUACUUCAAGAUUUUCAUGGGUCUCCCGACCACCGGCGGUCCCCCUCCCCCUGCGGAGAAGAAAUAG
Pochonia chlamydosporia 170 is the source of this 1137-nucleotide messenger RNA. Its product is annotated as mitochondrial phosphate carrier protein 2. Gene Ontology annotation, cellular component: mitochondrial inner membrane. NCBI's taxonomy places the organism in Eukaryota, Fungi, Ascomycota, Sordariomycetes, Hypocreales, Clavicipitaceae. Gene Ontology annotation, molecular function: phosphate transmembrane transporter activity. The record is from RefSeq and is a predicted model, not a curated record. Gene Ontology annotation, biological process: mitochondrial phosphate ion transmembrane transport. The transcript has 3 exons. Bases 1 to 1137 code for a protein of 378 amino acids.